Molecule: messenger RNA, 5061 nt
Organism: Aspergillus neoniger CBS 115656
Lineage: Eukaryota; Fungi; Ascomycota; Eurotiomycetes; Eurotiales; Aspergillaceae
Exons: 7
Coding region: 1-5061 (1686 amino acids)
Molecular function (GO): protein binding
Source: RefSeq, a predicted model, not a curated record
AUGUACUGUAUCAAGACCCAAGGGAAAGCAAUAUGGAAGGUCCUAAUAAUCAAGGUAGACAGAGAGAAACGGGGCGCAGGAGUAGUGGACGCUGGCAGCAAAGAUAAGACGGACGAUGCUGACCGCAGCCUUGCGACAGAAGCUGAGCGCCCUUCAACAGAAGUCCAUCACGAUGAUAGAUCCCAGAAUGCCUCUCUUCCUAUUGAAAACCCUUUUGAUGAAGCAUUGAAGAAGCUUCAGACCCGACAACCAUGGGAAGAAGCUUACAAUGCUGUUCAAGAAAGCCAUCCGGAUUUAUUCAAUGCGUACACUCGGGCUUUACUUGAAUGGGGUGGCCAUACAGGAGAUGAGGCCCUGGACCGAAAGCAAGAAGUGCAAGCUCUUGCUCAGGAACAACUUGAAGUAGUCGGAGUUGUGCUCUCUGUUAAAGAUGUGGUCUCUUCCGCCAUUUCAGCUGAUCCCCAUACUGCGUUGGCCUGGGCUGGCGUUAUGGUGGCUCUCCCAAUGCUCGCAAACAUCCUAAAGCAGGACUCGGAUGCCAUGAGCGGAUUGGAUGACAUUUCUGCUCUGCUAGUCCGCUACCGCUAUGUGGAGGAAGACAAAUACUACGGAGCCGCCAUGACCUCAGCGACCUCGGUUGACAAGGUGAAUCUUCUUUUGCUCAUCCAAGACAAAUUCGUCGAUAUGUAUUCCCAGAUAUAUGUCUAUCAGCUCCGCCUCAUAAAGCAUUUCCAACACCAUAGAGCCGCUAGAUAUUUCGAAAACCUGAAGGACAGCCUCGGAGACGAAAACUGGAGUACAAGCCUGAAUAAGCUACAGACAACGAGGGAUAGCCUCGAUCGCGACCUGGAAUCUGUCACAAACGGCAUGGUUUUUGCGAUUGGGAGCAAAGUCGAUAACUUUUCGAAAAUGGUCGAGGACCUCAAGGAUGAGUUGAAAAACCAGACUCGUUUGCUGUCAGAGCAGAGAGAUCGAAUAUUGAGGGCAUUUAAGUUCUCUGCCAUGGCCCCAUUUGAUUCGUUCAAAAACGCUGAAGAGCCAAGGUGUCUCAAAGACACUCAAGUGGAGACGUUGGACAUGCUUCAGAAUUGGUGCCAGGGCGAUGGAAAUCCAGUGCUCUGGCUUCAUGGGAUGGCUGGAACGGGCAAGUCAACAAUUGCUCGGACUAUUGCAUGGGCGCUUCAGGACAGACAGUGGCCUGAUGGCAGCCCUGUUGAUAUUAAUAUCAGACUGGGGGGAAGCUUCUUUUUCAAUCAAUUUGAGCCGGAACGCAACAACAGCCAGUACCUUUUCCCAACCCUGACACAGUGCUUGGCGGAGUCCUUGCCGGACAUAAGGCAGUACAUUGUUGAUGCCAUUGAUCAAGAUGCGCGCAUCGAAGAGAAAGGACUUCGGGUACAAUGGGCUAGACUCAUUUCUGAGCCAUUGCAUAAGCUUACCAGUUCUUCACAGGCUCACUGGCGCUUCAUUAUGAUUGUUGAUAGCCUUGAUGAGUGUGGGGACCAAGACAAAGUUGCCACUGUAUUGAAACUCUUGGCCUCCCUAAAAGAUCUGCCAUCGGUUCGAUUUCUAGUCACCAGUCGCCCAGAAGCCCACAUUCAAUUUGCUUUUGAGAGCCUGCCACCCGAACUGUACCAUUCUCAGCCACUUCAUAAGAUCUCAUCCAAGAGUUAUGACAUCACUCGCUUUCUUGAAGCAGACUUAAAGAGAAUCUGUGAAAAAUACAAAUCCGCGAUACCAGAGGGCUGGCCAGGUCAAGUGAACAUCGAGAAGCUGAAGGAGAAGUCAGAUGGACUUUUUGUGUAUGCUUCAACAUGUUGCCGGUUUUUGGAAGAUCCAUACCACUAUUCCUCUCGACUGGAUCAGAUUCUCAAAAACGAUAGCGAAGCCGAAACGCCCCAGGCGAAGUUAGACGAGAUGUAUAUCAAGAUCAUAGAGAUGUCUCUGAAUGCGAGAACCAAGAAAGAGCGGGAAAUCAUGAUCGAAGACUUCCGACUGAUUGUUGGGACUAUCAUGGUAACAUUCAAGCCAGCCUCAGCUUCCACUUUAGAAGCACUUUUGUUCUCUUCAUGCUCGAGGGAUAAGCGUGUCCAAAGAUGUGUUGAGCCACUCAAAUCUCUUUUGGAUGUUCGGACAGCAAAUGAUCCAAUCCGUCCAGUUCAUCCUUCUUUGCGCGACCUUUUGUUGAGUCGUGAGCGCUGCAAAAGCACCCCAGAGCUUUACAUCAAUCCUCAACAGCUGCACUUGAUCUUGUUCGAAAGAUGUAUGGAAACAAUGAAGAGCCUCAAGCAAGAUCUUUGUGACUUGGUGCUUCCUGGAUCAUCGCCAUCAGAUGUUCCCUCGGAGAAACUGGAAACUUUCCUACCAGCUGCAUUGUGCUACGCGUGUCGCUAUUGGAUCGAUCAUUUGAUGCAGCUGGGCAGUGAUGAGCAAAGCGAGUUGCUGAAUGAUAACGGGGGUAUUGUUGAAUGCUUUCUUCGACAAAAGCUUCUCUUCUGGUUCGAAGCCUUGAGCUUCAUGGGUGAGCUUGAAGUUGGUGUUUUUCAACUCAGUGCUCUCCAGGACCUUGCUAGAGACUCUCAUUACUUUCCGCUUGUCAGAGAUGCGAGGAGAUUCCUACUUCACAAUCGGCACAUUAUUGAGCAAGCACCUUUGCAGGUCUAUUCUUCCGCUCUCGUAUUUUGUCCAAUGAAAAGUCCCAUCAAAGAGUUUUAUUCACACCUCAUACCCUCAUGGGUGACACAACAACCUGUCAUGGACGAUGACUGGUCUCGGGAGCUCUUUGCCAUUGAAACCGAAGAGAGAAACACUGGCAAUAUUGUAUUCUCCCCAGAUGGAAAGACAGGUGCUUCUUCAUCUUACUGGGAUGGCAAAAAUUAUCUCAAGCUGUGGAACGCUCAAACAGGGAAGGUGAAGUAUCAAACAACAAUAGGGGGAUACUUUGGUGUUGAAUUCUCCCGAGAUGGAAGUCUAAUAGCGCAUGGGACUGAGGACGGAAGAGUCAGACUGUGGAAUCUUGAGACCGAUGAAGAGUACUUUCUGGGUGAAGUGGGUAAAAACGAAAUCAGUCGUAUUGCAUUCUCUCCAGUUAGCGACUCUCUCAUAUUUUCCAGGGCAGAUCAUUCUGUUGAAGUGUGGAACUAUGGCCAUUGUCAACAGAUUUAUGCACCUUUUACUCAAUUUCGGGAUAAUUACGAUAGCCUCGACACAUGUGCGGUUGGAUUCUUGUUCAAUGAUGAGGCUGUGGUACUCUAUUCAGGUUAUUUUGAACAUACUUGGGAGAUCUAUUUGCUUAAUGAAGCGGGCACAGAACUUGAGUGUAUUGUAGAGGGUGAGGCGCCUGCAUAUACGAGAACUAACUUCUGCGUUUCGAGGAAUGGGUGCCGAGUUCUAGUAUCAAAUCAGCAUAUGGUGAAAAUAUGGGAUGCCAAAACAGGACGUCUGAGUCCCGAACUGAUUGCUUGUGACGAAACUCAGACCGGUGAUCGUGAUAUACAUACAACGGCUUUAUCUUCCGACGGUCGCUUCUUUGCAACUUCCUCGCUGGACUAUACUGUUCGUGUCUGGGAUUCAGUUACUCAUACCCAGAUCUUUAGUUUUCGAUAUGACCAAGACGACAUCGAAACAAGUGCGCUUUCCCACGAUGGAUCACUACUAUUAGCAUUAGGCUCCUUCGAUGGUACACUCCGACUAUGGGACAUUGCAGUUGAUCGCUCCCAUACUGAGAUCACCAACCCUAAAGCCAGAAUCACUUACCCCUUUGGAAUCGAGGUCAUCACAAAUACUGAAGGUGCUACCACGAUGUUGCGGAAAGAAGACACGGGGAGUUGUCGGUUUUAUACUGAGGACUUCAAAUCUCUCCAUUUAUUGAUGCAGGGUAACUUGAUCGCACUGAUACUGAGGGCAAAGACACUCAAUAAACUUACAGCUCAUUUUUUGAGUAUGGACCUGGAAAAGCAGUCUUCCGGGUUUUACCUUGGAGAUAACCGAGACGUGAUCGUAUCGUCCUCUAACGGGGAGAAAGUGGCUGUUCUUGGUGAGGAGCAUGUAUGGGUAUUGGACGCAAAAAUGUCUGAAGAAUUAUCUAUUCCUCUACCAAAGAGAAUCUAUGAUCUUCAAUUCUCACCAGACAGUCGAUUUAUCGGUAUGAUCUUUUCGCGCGGCGUCGACAUAUGGGACCUGGAAAACAAAAAUAAGAUCACUUUGCGUACAGGACUCCCCUGCACGCCGGCCAUAGGAUUCUCACCGAAGUCUGAUGCUGUUGCCAUUUUGGUUCGGGAUCAUAGUUUCAAACCACGCUGUUGUCUACUUGAGGUUUGGCAAAUAAGCAGGCAUCCUUCUCAGCAACUAAAUGAACGUACGCCUCCUUCGAAUAAUCUUCAGACGAUUAGCUCGGUGAUCUAUUCUGCAGGUGGCAAUUAUAUUGUUAUGCAGACGCUGCAGCGUUCUGACACUGCCUCGCAUAACUCGUUACGCGGUACACUUGUUCUAGUUACGUACAAUCUAGCAACAGGAUUGAUUCAGAACAUACCAUGUACGGUAGGACGAUUUGUUUCUCACGGUCCAAUGGCGGCCUGGUCAGAUUUGAUUGCUAUAGCACUAAUUUUAUCAACGGAGAAGCCCGUCAUUGCCGUCAUAGAUUGCAACACUGGAGAACGGAUUUGCACAUUUGACACUUCAGUGUUCCAUAAAGGCUUAGUUCUCGAAGAAAUGUCAUUCUCAAGUGACGGUCGGUAUCUCAAUCUCGAUCGAGGACAAAUCCUUAUCCCAGUCGAUAAUUGUUCCCCAACAGCUGAAAUGUACUCACCAUCCAGUUUGUGGAUUGGGGAAGAGUGGAUCUUCCAAAGAGGGCGAAAGUUGCUAUGGAUCCCUCCUGAAUUCCGGAAUCGUCGCAUGAGUGUGCAGUUUGACGCAAUUUGGGUCUAUCCGAGGUUUGGGGUUGUCGGGCCGAUUGUCUUCUUCAAACUCGAUCUUGCAAAGACCCCUUUCGCUGCUGAGGUGCCACCAGAAGGAGAAGGAUUUCGUUUUGAUGAGCAAGAGAGGGUGAUGUAUCUUCGCUAG